AUGGUUAUAUGUUUAAAAAUAAAAAUGAAUUCGACAUUUAUUAUUAUAAAUAUCAUACUUGUUCUGAUUUCAUUCCUAAUUGGUUGUAUAACACCAUUAAUCGUUUCUAUUAUACGUCACAAAUAUUGUCAAAGUUUACAAAUUGAACCAAUAAGCAAUGACAAUAAUGAUAUUGUCAUACAAAACGUUGAACAACAAAAGGAGAUAACACCUCAACAGCGAAAUGAUUCUAUUUCUAUAGUUGUCACUGAAGCAAUUGCAAUGAAACAAGAUACUGUUCCUCCAAUAUCACGUUUUUCUAAAUCUAUUCUAUGGAAUAAUUUAUCAUACCGUGAUUAUUUACGACGUACAAAUAGUUCCUUUAUUGGGUAUGAUACAGAUGGCAGUGAACCAAACAUUACUAAUAUUCAAUCACGGCUAUUGUACAUACCAGAAAGAUAUCGAUCAAGUAAACAGAAGAAAUAUCCAACGUAG
Didymodactylos carnosus is the source of this 474-nucleotide messenger RNA. Lineage: Eukaryota; Metazoa; Rotifera; Eurotatoria; Philodinida; Philodinidae. The record is from the annotation of a GenBank genome assembly.